Molecule: messenger RNA, 1682 nt
Organism: Diospyros lotus (date-plum)
Lineage: Eukaryota; Viridiplantae; Streptophyta; Magnoliopsida; Ericales; Ebenaceae
Product: UDP-glucose iridoid glucosyltransferase-like
Exons: 2
Coding region: 56-1483 (475 amino acids)
Molecular function (GO): UDP-glycosyltransferase activity
Source: RefSeq, a predicted model, not a curated record
GUCUCUGGGAGCCACCUGCCCUUUUAGUAAUUGAGCGCGAUAGAGAGAGAGGGAGAUGAUGGAGAACCCGAACCCGAACCCGAACCCGAACCAGAACCAGAACCAGGCAAGACGAAGACUAGUUUGCAGGAGCGUGGUUCUAGUGCCAUGUCCAUUCCAAGGGCACGUAAGCCCCAUGUUGGAACUGGGCAGCGUCCUUCACUCCAAGGGCUUCUCCAUCACCAUUGCCCACUGCGAGGAGAUCAACCCUCCCAACCCUUCCAACCACCCUGAUUUCGCCUUCCUCCCCUUCCGCUUAAGCGGUGAUGAUCAUCAGGAUAUCUUCUCCGGUGGCGUUGAAGCUCUCUUUACAAGUCUUAACGCCAGAUCUGAAUCGCCGUUGAAAGAGUGCUUAGCUCAUCACUUGAAGAUGAUGCCGGAUCAGAAAGAGGGCCGAAUCUCCUGCAUCGUCGUCUACGACGCGCUCAUGUACACUGGGGAGGCGGCAGCUACUCAACUGAAGCUUCCAAGCCUUAUCUUAAGAACCAGUGAUGCUUCUGCCUUGCUGGCUUAUGGCGCCAUGGCCAGGCUCCAAGCCGCCGGCUAUUCUGAUAACUUCCCAGAUUCAAAAUUGCGUGAUCCAGUCCCCCAACUUCAUCCCCUAAGGUUCAAGGACCUACCCACCUCUAAACACCAAACUCUAGAAUCUCUAGUGCGGAUGGUUUCACUUGUUUGCAUCAAAAGAACAUCUUCAGCAAUUAUCUGGAACACCCUAGACUGGCUUGAGCAGCCAGCAAUGGCAAAACUCCAGCAACAGGAUCAAAUCCCCUUCUUCUCAGUCGGCCCUUUGUUCAAACUCGCCGUACCUCGCUGCCCCACCAACUUAAUGGAAGAGGACGCUGGCUGCAUCAGUUGGCUUGACAAGCAAAACCCUCAAUCUGUUCUUUACAUAAGCUUUGGAAGCCUAGAUUUCAUAGAUGAGAGAGAGCUGGCUGAGAUGGCCACCGGCCUGGCUAACAGUGGGCAGCCAUUCUUGUGGGCGAUUAGACCGGGCUCUGUCCUUGGCUCCCAGUGGAUUGAGCCGCUGCCUCCAGGUUUUGUAGAAGAAAUAGGGGAAAGAGGGCGCAUUGUGAAGUGGGCACCCCAAAGGGAAGUGUUGGCUCACAGCGCCAUUGGCGGGUUUUGGAGCCACUGCGGCUGGAACUCAACCCUCGAGAGCAUUUCUGAAGGGGUUCCGUUGAUGUGCAGCCCCCGGUUCGGCGAUCAGAAAGUGAGUGCAAGGUACAUAAGCUAUGUGUGGAAGGUGGGCUUGGAGUUGGAGACGGAAGUAAUGGAUAGGAAAGAGAUAGAGAGAGUGAUAAGAAGACUCAUGGUUGAUAAGGAAGGGAAAGAGAUCAGGGAAAGGGCUGCUGCUUUGAAGGAGAAGGUUGAGCUCAGCAUCAAGGCGGGUGGUUCCUCGUACAACGCCUUGAAUGCAUUAACAGAAUUUAUCUUAUCAUUGUGAUUGAAGACCAUAGAAUAUUGAAGCGAUAUUAAUUGAUUUGUAUUAGUUUGGUCUUGUAAAAGAAGAGAGUUCAGGGAGAGAAGAAAUUCUUGCUAUACAACAUCAAUCCUUCCUAGCUAAUACAAUUUAAGUCGAUCUCUUGUUUAAUUUCCCUUUGUUCCUCUGUUUCACAUUACCCUUAAAUUUAUCUGAAAUGUUU